AUGAACCGUUUCUACGAAGUUCAGAACCUGCCCAAGAAUGCAAGCGCUCCUCGGGGCGCACAGACCCUCAGCUCGGAUCACAUGCAUCCCCGCGCCGCCGGGCCUCGCCGCCCCUCCGAGCGCGGCCCGAACCGGCCCGCAGACCCCGCUCCGCCCCGCCCGCCGCCGCCGCCGCCGCCGCCGCCGCCAUUCCUGCGCCCGCGCUCACCCGGCCGGGCACUACCGGGACGCGCAGCCAGGACGCGCCACGCCAGAGCCAAGAUUUCUGAAGACUCCGUCCUGGAAACGACUGAGGGGAGGUUCUGGAGGCACAGGAUACAGAAUUUCUUUGCGAAGCCAAAAGGAAGCACACAGUUUAAGAACCCGGUGGCCUUCCACGUUGGCGGUGGUGACCUCGCCCGGCGCCUGGGAAAUGCGGGUCCUCGGGGUUCGCACCGCCCACCAGCUCCGGGCUGUGCCGCCGGUCACAGCCCCCAGGCUCUGAGCAGCGUCCGCCGGGACACCCACCGCGGCCCCCAGGCCCACGAGCGUUUGCUGCCCGAGCCCCCUGUGCGGCGUCCACGCGUGAGGAUGCGCGCCCCUGUCGGGGGGCUGCUUGCUGCCCUCGCCAUGCUGUUUGGGAUGGCAGUGGCGUUUGCACCCAAACCCAGGAUCACCUGGGAGCACAGAGAGGUGCACCUGGAGAAUUUUCACGAGCCGGGCAUCUUCAACUACUCAGUGUUGCUGCUCAGCGAAGACAAGACCACCCUGUACGUGGGUGCCCGGGAAGCCGUGUUUGCCCUGAGUGCGCACAACAUCUCCGUGAAGCAGCACGAGGCAUACUGGAGGGUCUCAGAAGAUAAAAAAGCAAAAUGUGCCGAAAAAGGGAAGUCAAGACAGACUGAAUGUCUCAACUACAUCCGCGUGCUGCAGCCGCUCAGCGCCCACGCCCUCUACGUGUGCGGCACCAACGCGUUCCAGCCAUCCUGUGACCACCUGAAUUUAACAUCCUUUAAAUUUCUGGGGAGAAGUGAGGAUGGCAAGGGCAGGUGCCCCUUUGACCCAGCGCAGAGCUACACGUCCGUCAUGGUUGAUGGGGAGCUGUAUUCCGGGACAUCCUACAACUUUCUGGGAAGCGAGCCCAUCAUCUCCCGAAACUCGUCCCACAGCCCUCUGAGGACGGAGUAUGCGAUACCGUGGCUCAACGAGCCAAGCUUCGUCUUUGCUGACGUGAUGCGAGAGCGCCCAGACGGCGUGGACGGCGGGGAUGACCGCGUCUACUUCUUCUUCACCGAGGUGUCUGUGGAGUACGAGUUUGUCUUCAAGCUGAUGGUCCCACGGGUAGCACGGGUUUGCAAGGGGGACCAGGGCGGCCUGCGGACCUUGCAGAAGAAGUGGACGUCCUUCCUGAAGGCCAGGCUGAUCUGCUCGCGGCCGGAUAGCAACCUCGUUUUCAACGUGCUGCAGGAUGUCUUCGUGCUCAGGGCCCAGGGCCUGAAGGAGCCCGUGAUCUACGGGGUCUUCACCCCACAGCUGAACAAUGUGGGGCUGUCCGCCGUGUGCGCCUACAACCUGUCCACCGCAGAGGCGGUCUUCUCCCAGGGGAAGUACAUGCAGAGCACCACGGUGGAGCAGUCCCACACCAAGUGGGUUCGCUACAACGGGGCUGUGCCCACACCGCGGCCCGGGGCGUGCAUCAACCGCGAGGCGCGGGCCGCCAACUUCUCCAGCUCCCUCAGUCUGCCAGACAAGACCCUGCAGUUCGUCAAAGACCACCCUCUGAUGGACAGCUCUGUGACCCCGAUAGACAACAGGCCCAGGCUCAUCCGAAGCGAUGUGAACUACACGCAGAUCGUGGUGGACAGGACACAGGCCCUGGACGGGACCCUCUACGACGUCAUGUUUGUCGGCACAGACCGGGGCACCCUGCAUAAAGCGGUCAGCCUGGAGAAUGAGGCCCACAUCAUCGAGGAGACGCAGCUCUUCCAGGACUCUGAGCCAGUGCAGACACUGCUGCUGAAUUCCGAGCAGGGCGGAAGGUUUGUCUAUGCGGGCUCCAGCUCGGGCGUGGUGCAGGCCCCCGUGGCCUUCUGCGAGAAGCAUGCCACCUGCAAGGACUGCGUGCUGGCCCGAGACCCCUACUGCACCUGGAACCGGGCCACUGAGGCGUGCGUGGCCCUGCAGCCAACAGACAGCCCCAGCAGGGAUUUGAUUCAGCAGAUGAGCGGUGACACGUCCGCCUGCCCGGAUGAAACUAAAAGUUUCCGGCAGCAUUUUUUCAAGCAUGGUGGCACGGCAGAACUGAAAUGCUCCCAAAAGUCCAACCUGGCCCGGGUGGUGUGGACGUUCCAGAACAACGCGCUUGAGCCCAAGGGCCCCAAGUACAGCCUGGUGGGCAGGAAGAACUUGCUCAUCUUCAACCUGUCGGAGGGUGACAGUGGGGUGUACCAGUGCCUGUCGGAGGAGAGGGUCCGGAACAGGACGGCCCUGCAGGUGGUGGCCAAGCACGUUCUGGAGGUCAGAGUGCUCCCGAGGACCCCGGCGGCCUCCACCCUGCCGGCCGCCCGGGCCGAAGGGGACAGGACCCUCCUCAGAGUGUCGACGGAGCCCACCCCAGGCCCCCCGGCCCAGACCCCGGCCCCGCCGCCGCCCAGCCCCGCGCCCACCGGCGUAUCUUGCAGACCCAAGACCGUCAUCAACACGGUCCCCCAGGUGCACUCUGAGAAGACCAUGUAUCUCAAGUCCAGUGACAACCGGCUGCUCAUGUUCCUGUUCCUGCUCUUCUUCGUGCUCUGUCUCUGCCUCGUUUCCUACAACUGCUACAAGGGCUACCUGCCCAGCCAGUGUCUGAAGUUCCGCUCGGCUGUGCUGCUGGGGAAAAAGCAGCCCACGGCCGACUUCUCCGAGUUCGAGCAGAGCGUGAAGGAGACGCUGGUGGAGCAGGGCAGCUUCUCCCAGCAGAACGGGGGGCAGCCCAGGCCGGCCCUGGACACCGGCUACGAGACGGAGCAGGAUACCAUGGCCAGCAGGGUGCCCACCGACAGGGAGGACUCACAGCGGCUCGAUGACCUCCCGGCCCGGGACAGGCCCUUCGACGUCAAGUGCGAGCUCAAGUACGCCGACUCGGACGCGGACGUGGAUGCGGACUGAGGCGCCCGCGCGGAGGCCUCCGUUCACCGUCGGUCACCCGGCCCGGGGCCGCAUGGGGAGCCCAUGUCUGUGCACCUGUCUUCUGUGUCUUUUCUCUCGGGUCAAGCUUGUGAUUUGGUUUCUCUUUGUCCUUUUGGAAAGCGGCGAACAGCGCGUCCUGGCCUCCCGCGGUGGACCGCGGUCUGGGACGGGCCCGCGAGUGGUGGUGCCGGCUCCCUGAGCCCCGUCGUGGUGGCCCGCGGACCCCACGCCUGGCACGCCCCCUCCUCAGAGCAGUGGCCCCUGAAAGAGCAUUUCAUUCCAGAUUGGAAAUGGCAUUUUUGUUUAUCAGAUUGGUAACUUAGCACCUGUUGUCCAGAUUGGCACGAACCUUUUCUUCCACGGGAUUAUUUUGUAGGGCUUUACUUUUCUUGUGUUAGGUCAUUUAUUUUUUAAAUUACGAAAGCAGAUGUUUUAAUAUUUAGUAGAUGUACAUCUUCUGGAUUCUGUUGUUAUGUGAGGAUAGGAUAGAGCUUACGUUGCUUACGAUUCUCAGGGAUAAACUUACUUUGGCUAAAUGCGUUCUUUCUGCUUUUAGAAACGUAGACAAAACCAUCUCUUGAGCACACUUUUUUUUUUUUUUUUAAUUUUAUUUCUUGAGGGAAGUAUCAUUUUCAGAGAGAUUUUCUUUCUAUACUUUUUUUUUUCUGUUUUAACUCUUUCGAAGAAGAGAGGACGGUGGGGGGCUAUCCCGUGAGCCAGGCAGGGUCUUCAGGGUCUGUGGCGCCGCCAGGCCCGGAGCUGAGGGGGCAUGCGUCUCACGAUCAGAUGCCCACAGCUGCUGCUCGAAACCUCCCGUGCAGACGGACAACUGAACAGAGCUGUCCACACCUACAAGCGAGCUGGGCGGUGGUGGCCAGACAAGCCUGUGUCUCAGCACCCCACGGAGCCACGGGGUGGACCCGCAUGGCCUGGCGCGGCCUCUCGAGGUGCAAACGGGCGAGGCGGUUUGACCGCGGUGACGUCACACUCCACCUGCUGCUUCCCCAACACCUGCAAGAGGAGGCUCUCUUUCCGUGGCAAAGAGCAAUAAAAUGGAUUUCUGUGUCCCUGUGUGGACAGCGUCCCCUUCAGCAUGAUAGGACUCGACUGUCUUGGUGUAAACGUUUGUGUUUUAUAAGAUUUACUUUGUUUUUAUUUUUCUACUUUGAAUUGUAUACAUUUGAAAAGUAACCGAAUAAACGAGCAGCUUAUAUCCUU
Messenger RNA from Neomonachus schauinslandi (Hawaiian monk seal), 4368 nucleotides. It is a transcript of the gene SEMA4D, whose product is annotated as semaphorin 4D. Lineage: Eukaryota; Metazoa; Chordata; Mammalia; Carnivora; Phocidae. Gene Ontology annotation, molecular function: chemorepellent activity; semaphorin receptor binding. The coding region runs from base 1 to 3129 and encodes 1042 amino acids. Gene Ontology annotation, biological process: positive regulation of cell migration; semaphorin-plexin signaling pathway; positive regulation of GTPase activity. The transcript is spliced from 17 exons. The record is from RefSeq and is a predicted model, not a curated record.